AUGGAAGAAUUAUCGAUGUGUAGAAUUUGUUUAUCCACAAAUAAGAGAAUGAAAAAUCUCGUGGGUACAUACCUUCAAAAGAUGUACGAAGACCUAACUACGAUGCUUUUCGUAACAAAAGACAACAGACCAAUAAUGGUGUGCUAUAUCUGCUGUGCAAGGCUCAAGAAUAGCCACCAGUUGAAGAUGAGGUGCCUUCAGAGCGAGAAGCUCUUCACUCAAGUACUGGCCGACAAUGUGACAGUACCAGACAUACAAGAAGACACAAUCAGCACAGACAGACUUCAAAUAACUCCUGUUAUACAUCUUAGUAUAGGAAAUGUCCAGAACAGUGUACUGUGUUCUGCAGAGAAAGAAAUCAAGAAGGAGGUGCCAGAAGUAGAAGUAAUAGUGAAGAGGGAGGUUUCUGAGGAACCUCAAGAUUGCGUGGAUGAGUCUUUUCAAGAGUAUUAUAUAACACUAGAAGACAACAUGGUACCGAUGGAUUCAGACGAUUUAAUUACAUUAAAUACAGAACCUGAAAAAUCCAGACUAGCCGCGCAGAGACUAGACUGUGAGGAAUCUCCAUGUACCCUAGAUAUAUCAGAAGAUAAUUCUAAAAGGAAUAAAAAGAAAGAAAUCAAGAAGGAGGUGCCAGAAGUAGAAGUAAUAGUGAAGAAGGAGGUUUCUGAGGAACCCCAAGAUUGCGUGGAUGAGCCUUUUCAAGAGUAUUAUAUAACACUAGAAGACAACAUGGUACCGAUGGAUUCAAACGAUUUAACUACAUUAAAUACAGGUAAGAUAUUAAAUAUAAAACCCCACUUAUUAGAAAGUGUUGUUUUUUUUUGA
Arctia plantaginis is the source of this 828-nucleotide messenger RNA. NCBI's taxonomy places the organism in Eukaryota, Metazoa, Arthropoda, Insecta, Lepidoptera, Erebidae. The record is from the annotation of a GenBank genome assembly.